ACCGAGCCCGACACCGACGCCUAGCUCGCGGUAGGUAUCCGAAUCGCAUUCACUCCGCCCUGCGUCGGGCUGGCAGCGGAUGUCGGUGAUGAUGGCCGCCGGGCGCAGCAUGCGAGGAGUCCCCGAACCCCCAUACGAGCAGCGCCCCGAACCCUCGAGGCGCGUUGUGAGCUGGCAGAAGCCCUGGAGAAGCAACGGUGACAACGUACGUUUGGGAGCAUCCGGCUUUCGGGAAGGCCGAACCGGUACACGUGGCCGACGCGGCGGCGCUACCUCGCCUUUGAACGGGGCUUUCACUUCGCUAAACUUGCUGUAUUGCUGUCUUCUCCCCGUAGUAGCAUCGAAGGUAUCUCUACAGACGCAGGUAUUUUCCUGAGACAAUAUUCUACAUGCCCCAAUGGAUACACGAGAGUCGUACAAAGUUCACGCCUCCCCGCGGUUGAACGAUGAACUAGCCAGAGCAGGAUUCCCAGGCGCAAGCUGCAACGCCUACCCGACACCGACUGUGUUCGGCCUUGAUGACAUCGCCGCCCUUUGGUA
Messenger RNA from Schizophyllum commune H4-8, 540 nucleotides. RefSeq lists its product as uncharacterized. The transcript is spliced from 2 exons. The coding region runs from base 80 to 376 and encodes 98 amino acids. NCBI's taxonomy places the organism in Eukaryota, Fungi, Basidiomycota, Agaricomycetes, Agaricales, Schizophyllaceae. The record is from RefSeq and is a predicted model, not a curated record.